UAGCUGCGCUGCUGCCGAGAAGAUGCAGGAACUUCCUGGAGAGAAGACGGGAGGGGUUGUUCAUCGGGAUUGCCCCAGAAAUGGGAGCCUAGAGAUCAGAGGGCGGCUCUGCGGGCAUGGAUGUGUUUCAGAAGGUGGAGAAGAUAGGAGAGGGCACCUAUGGGGUGGUGUACAAGGCCAAGAACAAGGAGACCGGGCAGCUCGUGGCCCUCAAGAAGAUUAGGCUGGAUUUGGAGACCGAGGGGGUCCCAAGCACCGCCAUCAGGGAGAUCUCCCUGCUCAAAGAGCUUAAACAUCCCAACAUCGUCAGGCUGCUGGACGUGGUGCACAGCGAGAAGAAGCUUUACCUGGUGUUUGAGUUCCUCAGCCAGGACCUGAAGAAGUACAUGGACUCCACCCCAGCCUCUGAGCUCCCCCUGCAUUUAGUCAAGAGCUACCUCUUCCAGCUGCUGCAGGGGGUGAACUUCUGCCACUCACAUCGGGUCAUCCACCGAGACCUGAAGCCCCAGAAUCUGCUCAUCAGUGAGUUGGGGGCCAUCAAGCUGGCUGACUUUGGACUGGCUCGGGCCUUCGGGGUGCCCCUGCGCACCUACACCCAUGAGGUGGUGACACUCUGGUAUCGUGCCCCCGAGAUCCUCUUGGGAAGCAGAUUCUACUCGACAGCUGUGGAUGUCUGGAGCAUUGGUUGCAUCUUCGCAGAGAUGGUGACCCGCAAAGCCCUGUUUCCUGGCGACUCUGAGAUUGACCAACUCUUUCGUAUCUUUCGGACCCUGGGGACACCCAGUGAAGCCAUGUGGCCAGGAGUCACCCAGCUGCCUGACUAUAAGGGCAGUUUCCCCAAGUGGACCAGGAAGGGGCUGGAGGAGAUCGUGCCCCACCUGGAGCCAGAGGGCAAGGACCUGCUCAUGCAACUCCUGCAGUAUGACCCCAGCCGGCGCAUCUCAGCCAAGGCCGCCCUUGCGCAUCCGUACUUCUCGUCCACCGAGACCUCCCCGGCCCCGCGCCAGUGUGUGUUGGAGGGUUUCUGCCGCUGAGAAGGUGUGAGGCCUCAAAGCCUCUCUCCAGCUGCUGCCCCCCUGCCUCCCCACUCACUUCCCAAGAAAGAGGACACAUCUGGGGAGAGAGCAAUUUGGCAUCAGCCGUCAGAGGGCUGAGUUUGGGUUUGUCCUGCCAGCAGGUUAGCGAGUUCCUGUGUUGUUUGUUGGGUUUGCUGGUGCCGUUUCAAGAUGGGGGCACAGAAGCCCCAUGCCCGAGGGGGUCCGUUAGAGGCUGGGUCCCCUGGCACCAGAAUGGCAGGUGCCGAGGAGAGUAGGAAGCCUGCCCGGGCCGCCAGCAAGGCCCUCCUAGCGCCCUUCAGCUGCCUGGCCCUCAGUUGCAGAGCCAGACCCCGGGGGAAAGGGUUUCUCCCGGCUGGUCUUCUGGAUUUAAAAUGUUUUGGGGGAAGAGUUGAGUUCCAGUUAAGAGUCCCAAGUUAAACAGGAAGCGGGGUGAGGGAGAGAGGACAUUUUCCUGAUCCUGGGGCAGGCCGGGUGUUCUAAGUAGUUGUCUCGUCAUCUAGGAUAUGCUUAACGUUUGUUUGCUUCUGGCUUUAAGAACAGAAAAUAAAACUGAUGCAUUCCUGAG
Molecule: messenger RNA, 1623 nt
Organism: Balaenoptera musculus (blue whale)
Lineage: Eukaryota; Metazoa; Chordata; Mammalia; Artiodactyla; Balaenopteridae
Gene: CDK3
Product: cyclin dependent kinase 3
Exons: 8
Coding region: 117-1034 (305 amino acids)
Biological process (GO): G1/S transition of mitotic cell cycle; regulation of gene expression; regulation of G2/M transition of mitotic cell cycle
Cellular component (GO): cyclin-dependent protein kinase holoenzyme complex; nucleus; cytoplasm
Molecular function (GO): cyclin-dependent protein serine/threonine kinase activity; ATP binding; cyclin binding
Source: RefSeq, a predicted model, not a curated record